Messenger RNA from Lottia gigantea (owl limpet), 609 nucleotides. RefSeq lists its product as hypothetical. Gene Ontology annotation, molecular function: transcription coactivator activity. The transcript has 6 exons. The record is from RefSeq and is a predicted model, not a curated record. Gene Ontology annotation, cellular component: core mediator complex; mediator complex. Gene Ontology annotation, biological process: regulation of transcription by RNA polymerase II. NCBI's taxonomy places the organism in Eukaryota, Metazoa, Mollusca, Gastropoda, Lottiidae. The annotation marks the transcript as partial.
UUAGGUAUAUCGUGGCAUGACACAGCAUGGAUACCAAUAUUAAACCAGAAUAAUGUUAUGGACUAUUUCUCAGAGCGAAGUAAUCCCUUCUAUGAUAGAAUGUGUAAUAAUGAAAUGAUAAAGAUGCAGCGUUUGAAUCCAGAUCAGUUACAGAAUAUGGUUGGUGUGGAGUAUGUUUUAUUACAUGUUCAAGAACCUAUAUUAUAUGUUAUACGUAAACUUCACCGCCAUUCACCAACACAAGUCACACCUUUAGCACAUUAUUACAUCAUUGCUGGUAGGGUUUAUCAAGCUCCAGAUUUAUGCAGUGUCUUAAACUCUAGAUUGUUAAAUUCAGUUUCAAGUCUACAGUCAGCUUUUGAUGAAGCAUCCAGCUACUCUAAAUACACACCAUCUAAAGGUUAUAUUUGGCAGUUUAAAGACAAAGAAGAAAAAGACCAAAAGGAAAAGAAGAAAAAGGAAUUGCCCAGCUCCUCAUUUCAAAGAUCUCGAGUAGAUUUAUUACUUGGUGAAUUGGGUAAAAAAUUCCCACCACCCACAAUAGCACUGGCACAAUCUGACCCUGUCGCAGUCAACAAAGGUAUGACUUUUAUUCUGAAUGAACACUAA